AUGACUCGUCUACUGCACUUGACGCUAAAUGCAAUAGUUUUGCUGUCAGUGAGCCAAGAACCUGUAGCCGAGGCACAGCAUGUGGCUGGGGCAGGUGGCAAUGCCACGAAAGCGGUGACAAAGUUACUCAGUCGGCAAAAGCGAUAUCUGGCAUUUCCGGAGGGCUCUUCGGUUUCGGCGGCCAUUUGCCUAACCAUUGGAAUGAUUGGCAAUCCCGAUGUGGACUAUUUGAGCUGGGCAGUCAACUGGGGCGUUGCUUACGAUCUUCCCAAUCAUAAUUGGGUUAUACAGCAUGCACACGGCUUUGCUAAUCUCACCAAGCCCAUGCUGCAGCGCCGCUCGAGGCGAAGUUUCUACGACGAAAUACAUUCCGCAUUUGAUCACAUGGGCUUCAACGGACGCGCUUGUGUGGCUCGAGCUCUUUGCGAGAGUGCCAAGUACCUGCAUGCCCCUGGGCAGCGGGGCAAUAUGUUGGAAGAGCUUGUUCGCGCCGUGCUUAGCAUGCCCACAUCGCCGGUCGCGGCAUAUGAGCCGCAGGCGCACCACCAUUACGACCGCAUUUACAGACGUUCCAAGCGACAUUCCCGGGACUGCAACGAGCUCUAUCCCGGCUGUCAGUUUUCUCUGCUGGCUUUGGCUCUGGGCAAAUAUGUGUCCGCUCCAGCGCAGUUUACCAAGUACAAUUUUAUGUGAACAGCAAAAAGAAACGUGAAUAAAAGCGAUUUUCAA
Messenger RNA from Drosophila hydei, 729 nucleotides. RefSeq lists its product as uncharacterized. The coding region runs from base 1 to 693 and encodes 230 amino acids. The record is from RefSeq and is a predicted model, not a curated record. The transcript is spliced from 3 exons. Lineage: Eukaryota; Metazoa; Arthropoda; Insecta; Diptera; Drosophilidae.